Messenger RNA from Diatraea saccharalis (sugarcane borer), 1286 nucleotides. The record is from the annotation of a GenBank genome assembly. Lineage: Eukaryota; Metazoa; Arthropoda; Insecta; Lepidoptera; Crambidae.
CUCAAAACUUAUGAACACACGAGUUAUACUUUUACCUCUUCUUGUGGCGUCUCUGUGACUAGACGUCAAAAUUGCGUCUGUUUUGCGAGUAGGUGUAUGACUAGCAACUAUUCCAGUUCAUCUCCAUAUCCGAGCGCUUUCAUGUUUGUGAUGCUAUGGAGGUUACUCGGUGAACCUAAGUGUCUUUCCCGGCAGUAUUAAUAUUACUUACAUUAAUCAAAUAUUAAUAGGUUAGCAAAGAUAUAGAUCUGACGGAUAAAACUUGUUUGAUAACUGGCGCAAAUAGUGGUAUCGGCUUAGAGAUGACACGGUGUCUGAUUGCGCAUAACUGUACUGUGUUAAUGGCGUGCCGCAACCCUUAUGAGGCUAAUGGUGCUAUCAAGAAUUUUUGUGAUAGUCAACAGCUCCUACACUUUUACAAGACCAAUCUGGCCUCUCUUAAUUCUGUUAAAAACACAUCGGAUGAAUUAUUAAAGCUGGACAGAAAAAUCGACAUAGUUCUUUUAAAUGCCGGUGUAUUUGGUUUACCGUGGACGCUCACAGAGGACGGUUUAGAGACCACCUUCCAGGUCAACUAUUUGAGCCAGUAUUAUUUGUUGUUGAAUAUUGAAAAGAUGCUAGCACCAGACGCUCGUGUAGUAUUUGUAUCGUCCGAGUCGCACAGGAACAUUAAGUGGUCUUUGGACAAUGUACUGGCCCCGACAGUUGAUUUAUUAUCUUUACCCAAAGAUCAAUAUACUUCAAUAAGAGCAUACAACGUGUCAAAGUUGUGCAGUAUUCUUGCUAUGCACUAUUUGGGUUAUCGCUGGUUAAAUACAAACAAACAGGUGUUCUGUGCACAUCCCGGUUCGUUUGUGAAGACUAAGCUAUGCCGCAAUUGGUGGGUUUACGAAUUCCUCUACACUGCAAUGAAGCCUUUCUCAAAGUCAAUUGCUCAAGCCGCUAGUACGCCAUUGUAUUGUGCAAUUUCAUCGGAAGUAAAGGGCUUAUCAGCAGUAUAUUUCAAAGAUUGCCAAAGAUAUGAGGAGAGCGAUCUCGCACAGGAUUUUCAACUGGCAUUCAGAGUGCAGGAUCUCACGUAUGAGCUUUUGCGUUACAGGGCUGCCUCCAAGGCAGAAAUAUUAUCCGAAUGUGAGGAGCAAAACAAAGGUCCAGUAGGCGAAGCCCUGGUCUCGAGUUAAAAUUAACUAACUUACGAUACUAACUUAUCUUGAUAAUUAAUUUCAACGCUAUUAGCGUAUAUUUUGAUCAAAUUGUAAACUUACAUUUUUCUAAUAAAUUGGGUG